AUGCUCGCGAACGGGUGGGCCAACAACGGCACUCUGGGUCCAGGCGAUACCAUCAUCGUUGAUGGAGCGAAACGAGACCGUGCCGUAUGGCCAGGAGACAUGGGCAUUGCGGUUCCCUCCACCUUCGUCAGUACCGGAGAUCUCGACAGCGUCAAAAACGCACUGCAAGUCAUGUUCGACUACCAGAAUCCGGAUGGUUCAUUCCCUGAAGCUGGCCCGCCGCUUUUACAGCAAAACAGCGAUACGUAUCAUAUGUGGACAAUGAUCGGUACCUACAACUACAUGCUAUACACGGACGACGCAGCCUUUGUGCAGAGGAACUGGGCCAAGUACCAGAAAGCUAUGGAGUACAUAUACGCCAAAGUCCAAGUCGAGACAUCUGGUCUCCUCAAUCAAACCGGCACCAGGGACUGGGCGCGCUGGCAGACUGGAUUCAACAACACGGAAGCAAAUGUCAUUCUAUACCACACUCUGCAAACCGGUGCUAAACUCGCUACAUGGCUCAACGAAAGCAGUUCCAACAAUUCAGCAGCAACUUGGACAUCACGCGCCACCGCCCUUCAAACAACCAUUCUCACCCACUGUUUCGACUUCACCUACGGCGCCUUCCGCGACAACGCCACACUCACCACCCUCCACCCCCAAGACGCAAACAGCAUGGCCAUCCUCUUCGACCUCAUCCCACCUUCCUCCCAAACCGCCCAAGACAUCUCCACAGCGCUCACAAAGAACUGGACGCCCAUCGGCGCCGAAGCCCCCGAACUCCCCGGCAACAUAUCCCCCUUCAUCUCCAGCUUCGAAAUCCAAGCCCAUUUCACCCUCGUCAUCCCAACAGGUACAACUCGUGCCCUCGAACUCAUACGCCGAAGUUAG
This is a messenger RNA of Alternaria ethzedia, 873 nucleotides long. RefSeq lists its product as uncharacterized. NCBI's taxonomy places the organism in Eukaryota, Fungi, Ascomycota, Dothideomycetes, Pleosporales, Pleosporaceae. The record is from RefSeq and is a predicted model, not a curated record. The transcript has a single exon. The coding region runs from base 1 to 873 and encodes 290 amino acids. Gene Ontology annotation, biological process: carbohydrate metabolic process.